AUCUAAAAACCCUAAUUUUUGUUUCCCUCUCUCUCCCUCCUUUCCUCCCUCCUCUGUCACCGAGCGCACUGUUCUUACUUCGAGGCACGGAUUCUGAAGUUACGGAGCCUUGAUUCUUCAAGUUUCGAGUUCAGGGAAUGACUAACUUAUAAAUUUUGUUGGAGCUCAAACAAUACAUUGUGGGAUCAGAUUUCUAUUACCCAAGGUAGCUAUGCAAACCAGGAAAAAGGUUGAUGGAAAAAAUGCUCGAGAGCUUGGGAGUCCAAGGAUUUCUAGACACCAGAAGAAAUUGUCUGAAAACAUCCAAAACCAGUCAAAAAGAGUUUCAGACCUAAUCACCUCUUCAGCAAGGAAGCAAAAAUCAGUGAUUGGAAACUUACAGUUGGGCCUACUCUUCUUCCUAUUGAUACUUUUAGGCAACACCUUUUCAAAGAAGGAUGAGAAAUCUGCUACUGGUACAGAAUUGGAUUCAAGAUUUAGAUUGGUGGAUAAUGAUGCUGCCAACAUUUGUUGGGGUCAGGAUGCUGGUUAUGAAACUAAUUAUACUUCUGUUGAAAACAAGGGAUAUGAAGAUGCAACUGCUAAUUGCCAAACUGAUGCUAUUUUUUCUCCUGCCUUUCGUACUACUAGGAGUAUUGCAGGAGAAAUUUCAACUAAUGUGGAGUUGAGUAAGCCCUUCCAACAUGGAGACCAGCCACUUGAUGACCGAGGCAAAGAGAACAUGGGGACUGAUAUUCUGAAUGGGCAUGUGCAAGAAAUUUCAUCAAAUUUAGGGAGUAAAAAUCCCACACCUGAAGUUUUGUCCAUGUAUCAUACUUUAAGAAAUUCAAGGUUGGAAUGUGUUGAUGAGUUUAAUCAAGACCAAGUGCAAACUGACAUUAGUAUGGAGGAAACUGAAAGUGAAGAGUUUGAUGACUUUGAUCCAUACUUCUUCAUCAAGAAUUUGCCAGAUCUGUCGGCAGUUGUUCCAACAUUCAGGCCUCUGCUCUUGCCUAAGCAGACACGGAGUUGCCCUUCGACCACUCUGGCAUUGGACUUGGAUGAGACCUUGGUGCACUCUACACUUGAACCUUGUGAUGAUGCUGAUUUCACAUUUUCAGUAAAUUUCAACUUGAAGGACCAUACAGUAUAUGUACGAUGCCGCCCGCAUCUCAAAUACUUUUUGGAGAGGGUAUCAAGCCUUUUUGAGAUAAUCAUAUUUACAGCCAGCCAAAGCAUUUAUGCUGAGCGGGUUUUGAAUGUACUAGAUCCAAAGAGAAAGUUGUUUCGCCAUCGUGUUUACCGUGACUCCUGUGUAUUUGUUGAUGGAAAUUACCUUAAAGACUUAUCAAUUCUUGGCCGUGAUUUAGCACAUGUCAUUAUUGUUGACAACUCUCCUCAGGCGUUUGGAUUCCAAGUGGACAACGGUAUACCGAUUGAGAGCUGGUUUGAUGAUCCUUGUGACCAAGAACUGCUUGUGUUGCUCCCGUUCUUGGAGAGUUUAGUUGGAGUUGAAGAUGUUAGACCAAUCAUAGCAAAUAAAUUCAAUCUGAAAGGGAGAAUCAAUGCAGCUAUUUGUCCUUACAGUUCUGUCAAUGGGAAUUCAUUUGAUAGGUAAACCUUGUUUUCUUAAUUUGCAUGUCUUUGUGUUGGUUCCAUGGUCUUUGACUGCUGGUAUGUUACAAAAACCUGUUAUUCCUUGUAAGACACCCCAUCUAUGCAGCAUCCUUGUAAUAAAUGGAUUUCUUAUUUAUUGAAAUUCAACAUUUACUCUUUGAAUUUCUA
Messenger RNA from Ipomoea triloba (trilobed morning glory), 1764 nucleotides. Its product is annotated as CTD small phosphatase-like protein 2. Gene Ontology annotation, molecular function: phosphoprotein phosphatase activity. The record is from RefSeq and is a predicted model, not a curated record. Lineage: Eukaryota; Viridiplantae; Streptophyta; Magnoliopsida; Solanales; Convolvulaceae. The coding region runs from base 212 to 1597 and encodes 461 amino acids. The transcript has 8 exons.